AUGAAGGUGAUUUGUGACCACUUGGGAUUGGGAGUGAAGACGGGCCUGCCCUACAUCUGGCACAGCAAAGCAAGCAAUCCGUUCGUGAACCUCAAGAAGGAAUACAAGGGCAUUUACUGGCAAGAGGAACUGAUCUCGUUCUUCCAGUCUGUCGCUCUCCCAAAGGACUGCACCACUGUCCAGAAAUGCUACCUUGAACUCGCCAAACAAGUGAAGGCCAAGCUCGCGAAGGUGGACGACUACUUCAACAAGCUGGCCGAUGCCAUGGUGACCUGGAUCGAAGCUUGGGAUGAACUGAACCAAAGUGGUGCCCCCGCAGCAGCAAAAGUAGCCAAUGGCAGCUCUAAGUAA
This is a messenger RNA of Ipomoea triloba (trilobed morning glory), 351 nucleotides long. RefSeq names its product probable UDP-arabinopyranose mutase 2. Gene Ontology annotation, biological process: plant-type cell wall biogenesis; UDP-L-arabinose metabolic process. The record is from RefSeq and is a predicted model, not a curated record. Lineage: Eukaryota; Viridiplantae; Streptophyta; Magnoliopsida; Solanales; Convolvulaceae. Gene Ontology annotation, cellular component: cytosol; Golgi apparatus. The transcript has a single exon. Gene Ontology annotation, molecular function: UDP-arabinopyranose mutase activity. Bases 1 to 351 code for a protein of 116 amino acids.